AUGAUUCGACAGGUAGAUUACUCUGCAGGCCAUGGGGGAGGCAGCGGCGCGGGCGCCUCUGCUGCUGCCUAUCACGCAUCGCACGCCAUUCAGCCUCUGAAUCGACCUGUUGUGCCCAUUGUAUCGCAACCUCUGAGCAAACCCGUCAAACUACCGCCACAAUACCGUCCCAGGAAGCCACGAAAACAGGUCAAUGUCGCGUGUCAGCCGUGUCGGAAGCGAAGAUCAAAGUGUACGGGCACGGCGCCAUGCUCACGUUGCGAAGCAGAAGGCAAUGAGUGCGUCUUCGAUGGACGUAAAGACGCACAAGAACGCAACAGAGAGCUACGAAAUGCCGAAAAGGCCUUAUCCAAAGUGUUUCGCGUGCUGAAGAAACUCGAAGGCGGGGAUUCGACGUCGACGGCUGCGUUUGCUCAGAUCAGACAGUUGGCACAGAACACCACCGAGUUUUCUGCUUUCGCUCGUGAUCUUUUCAAUUUGGACGACAAGACGAAUACCAGCUUUGACUUUGCGGAUUAUGACGACCCAGGGUCAAUUGUACCGAAACUGGAGAACGAUGCCCAAGAUUCAACAAGUUGGUCGAAUAUUUCACCAGCACAUACUGGUGGAUACAUACUGCAGCCGCAAUCAUCCAAUACUGCCAGACAGAGCCCGCCAGAAAUCCAAACGAACGGGACCGCAUUAACACACUCACGGAAAAUGUCUAGCUGCCCAAAUAAACAUGCUGGACAAGCGAGCGUGGGCUUCAUAUCCGACUUUGGCAACUUACCGUUUUCGAGUGCCAUCAAGGCUAAUGGCUACCCGGCCCACAUCCAACAUCAGCAAUUACAGAACCUUAGUACCUCUGCUGAAUACAGCAUGCUACCACUUCAUUCGAACGAACACGACGCACUCCUCGGCAAGGCAUAUCUGAGCUUCAGGGACGCGACGUUGCAGAUGAUAGCUGAUGGGAUGAACGCCCGCGAUGUCCUCGGAUCGCCAGAUUACGUCAACCUGGACCUCUUCUUCCGCGACCGCGUGCCCACGGAUGGUCACUCGGUCGAUACCUUUGUCUGCGAAAUAUUGAAAAGUCUUGCAAACCCGGAUCUCUACGCAAAACUGGCUACUGUAGUCUUGCUAGGACCUUUGAUGAGAUGGAUCUUGUUCCCCACAUCAGAGCAUUAUCGAAGGAUACCAGCACUCAUGCGACCUUUACCCAGUCAGAGAUUCAUACCGCACAGUCCGGCUCUCGAUCUCGCGCCUCACCCAGCAAUCCGCGGCGUCCUAAUGUCCGCCUUCAACACAGAAUGGUUGACACCAGAAAAUCAAAUUACAGCAGCACCUAUAGUAAACUGGCCUUACCAACUAGACAAGGCCGUCUGUCACGAUCCAGUCGCCGGAUGCCUGCGCUUUACAAAACAAUUCGAAGACCACGUUUGCGAACCCACGAAUUGGACUUUCUCGAAACGCGCGCUUGAGGUGUUCCCCACUAUAGGGGAGCACGGUGCUAUCUUUGCUCUUAGGCCUGGCGAAGAGUGA
This is a messenger RNA of Aureobasidium namibiae CBS 147.97, 1518 nucleotides long. RefSeq lists its product as uncharacterized. Lineage: Eukaryota; Fungi; Ascomycota; Dothideomycetes; Dothideales; Saccotheciaceae. The coding region runs from base 1 to 1518 and encodes 505 amino acids. Gene Ontology annotation, biological process: regulation of DNA-templated transcription. Gene Ontology annotation, molecular function: DNA-binding transcription factor activity, RNA polymerase II-specific; zinc ion binding. The transcript has 5 exons. The record is from RefSeq and is a predicted model, not a curated record.